CCCAGUCUGCACACAGCAGGAUGCAGGGAACCAGGGCCCUCGGCGUGAAGCGCAAGACCCCUGAGUGGGACCAUGAGUCUGAUGAGAGCCCAAGGGGGGGCUGCUCAUGCCAGUCUCUGCUGCUCACAUCACUGAAGGAAUAUUUUCUGUCGCCCAUGCUAUGCAUUGAGCAGAUACGUAGAUUUGUGCUGCUCAAGAACACCAUCAAACAUCUCCAGAAAAUCACCACCCAGCCCCUGAGCCAAGCGACUCAGGAGGAGGCCCCUGAGUUGGCUCCCCCUUCCUGUGAAACAAGCCCAGAUCCCGGGCCAAGCUGCAGCGAUCCAGAAAGUGCAGAAUCUCUGAUGGACCCUAUGGAGGAGGAGCUUCAGCGUGCAGUGGACUGUGUGAAGAUGGAGAUGCUUGGCAUGGACAACAGCACCGGCAUGCCACCAGCCUUCUCUGCCCCCUGCCAGGAUGUGGGCAAGGAGGCCAGGGACGGAGGCUUAGCUGACCUGCUUCUGGAUUCAUUCUUUUCCACUGCAAGCAACAGCUUCUACGAAGGACGUCUGCAGCAGGAUCCCAGCAGUGCUUCCCCCAUGAAUGUGACUGGCCUGAGGGCCAAUGCGGAGGACGUCUCUGGCUCUUCUUCUGAAGACGCAGCUGUGAGCCUAGAGCAGGGAGCUGGUGCUUGGGACACUUUCUUCGGAGAGGAACUCCUCUCUGGUGGUGUGUCUGGGAACUUUGAAGCCUUCACCUCCAACUACCUUCACAACCUUCCUUCAGAUGAUCUCUUUGCAGACAUCGAUACUUCGGAGUUUGAGAGCACCCUGCCCAGUGAUGGGCAGCCCGAUUUAAGCCUGCACAAACCAGGGUGUGCGUGAGACCCCCCCAGGCGGGGCCCCUGCACUUUCCCAGUCAGAAUGCAAGAGGGACGGGGGACCUUG
Elgaria multicarinata webbii is the source of this 926-nucleotide messenger RNA. RefSeq lists its product as uncharacterized. Lineage: Eukaryota; Metazoa; Chordata; Lepidosauria; Squamata; Anguidae. The coding region runs from base 21 to 863 and encodes 280 amino acids. The transcript has 2 exons. The record is from RefSeq and is a predicted model, not a curated record.